This is a messenger RNA of Prunus dulcis (almond), 915 nucleotides long. RefSeq lists its product as uncharacterized. The transcript has 2 exons. Lineage: Eukaryota; Viridiplantae; Streptophyta; Magnoliopsida; Rosales; Rosaceae. The record is from RefSeq and is a predicted model, not a curated record. Gene Ontology annotation, molecular function: zinc ion binding; nucleic acid binding. The coding region runs from base 1 to 915 and encodes 304 amino acids.
AUGGCAAAUUUGGCAAAACUAGAGUUUGUUGCCUUGGACCUUUCCGGGGACAACUAUUUAUCAUGGGUCCUGGAUGCCAAAAUUCAUCUACGAGCCAAUGGCCUCGGACAAACAAUUGUAGAUGAGAAUGAUGCUUCGCCUGAAGAGAAUGUGAAGGCCAUGAUCUUUCUUCGCCGCCACAUCCAUGAAGCGCUGAAGAGCGAAUAUGUGGUGGUUGAUGAACCGUUGGUUCUAUGGAAAGCUCUAGGUGAAAGAUACGAUCACCAGAGGAUGGUGACUCUCCCAAGAGCUAGAUACGAAUGGACUCACUUGAGAUUUCAAGAUUUCAAACAUAGCGGUUUCAAGAAGUACUCGGAACUUGUAUCUUGCCUCUUGUUAGCUGAGCAGAAUAAUGAGCUCUUAUUAAAGAAUCACCAAUCUCGCCCAACGGGCUCAGCACCACUUCCUAAAAUAAAUGCUGCAUCUCAGGAAGUGAAUGCCACUUCAUCUCGUGGCAGUAUCCACAAACGUGGGCGAGGGGGCAAGCGUGGCCACUGGCAAGGAAGCAGAAAAGAUCGUGGUGCUCGUUCAGAGGGUUUAGGUCCAAGGAGCGGUCCAUCCACGAAUGGCAAAAAUGCAUCCCGUAAUAAGGGAAAGGCACAGACGAGCCAUGUGCCUAGAAAUGUUGAAAGCACUUGUCACAGAUGUGGUGCAAAGGGACAUUGGGUGCGCGCAUGUCGUACGCCCAAGCAUUUGGCGGAUCUCUAUCAAGCUUCACUUAAGAACAGGAAAGUGGAGAUAAAUUACAUUGAUCAUGCUCCGCCAGCCACAGAUGGCUCAUCAGAAAUAUCGCGUCAGCUAAACAAGACACAUUUGGAUGUUUCUGAUUUUGUUACUGAAAGAGGGAAUGAAGCUUAUGGGUCCGAAUUAGAUUAA